This is a messenger RNA of Rotaria socialis, 3078 nucleotides long. NCBI's taxonomy places the organism in Eukaryota, Metazoa, Rotifera, Eurotatoria, Philodinida, Philodinidae. The record is from the annotation of a GenBank genome assembly.
AUGUCAACAGCCUAUAUUUGUCCAAUGUGCGUUUUCAAUUGUGACAAUUUACCAGAUUUAGAACAGCAUCUUGAAGCUCAUGAGAAUAAUUCAAUUCAAUCACCUGCUAAACAACAACAAUCAAAUAAAUCUGUACGAAAUAGUCCUCUGUAUGCUAAAUCUCAAUCUGCACUUAAUCUUCAGCAGCAACAACAACAACAAAAUCGUUCUCCGAUUAAUAAUUCGUCGAAACCAUUGAUUUCUUCACCAACUUGUUCAUCUCCAAAUAAAACCUAUGAUAGACGAUAUUCAUGCAAAUCGUGUCCAUUCUCAACUCAUAGUGUUAAAGCAUAUUUUAAUCAUCGACAGAUGGCACACGGCGAACAACUCAUCGUUACUGAAUGUCCAUAUUGUGAUUAUGCUAGUCAAUAUCCUGGUAAAGUAAAAAAACAUUUAACAGAUGAACAUCCAUUACAACAGAUAUCAACUGUCAAAUCGCCAACUCAGUCGAAUCGAACAACACUGCAUGGAAAUUCAAUAAAUAAUACAAUUGAACAAAAUGCAAUAAAUAAUAAUGUUGAAAAAGCUAUAACACGAUUUACUGAUUGUCCAUUUUGUUCAUUUACAUCAGUUGAUUCUGAAGCAUUUCGUAAACAUGUACUUACAAAUCAUUUAAGUGAUAAAAAUUUUCGUUGUCUUGUUUGUAAUCGACUUUAUCGAUAUCGAGGCGAUUGUUCGUUUCAUAUACGUAAGAAACAUUCGGAUCGUAUGAUUGGUGAUAAUAUUGAAUCACUACGUGAAUAUAUUGGCGAAUUUCAGCCUAAUUCAAUGACAGCAAUAGAAUUAAAAGAACUUUUGUCGUGUCCAUUAACACCAUCACUUGCAUCGAUACCAUCGUUAAAUGGAACACCUAAUAAUAUUCGGCAAUCAUCAACGCCAUUAAUUCAAUCUCAACAACCAAAUCCUCCACAUGCUUUUCGUUGUGGUUAUUGUAAAUUUUCGUCUGUUAAUUCAGGUGACGUUAAAAAACAUCAAACGUGGAAACAUGCUGGUUUCGAAUCGAACAUUUUACCUAUUGAUCCUAAUGAUCCUCAACAACAGCCCAUAGGAUGUUAUAAACGAAAAAGAGUUCAUAGUACAAAAUCAACUAGUAAUGAAGAUGAUGGUCAUACUAUACGACGAGCAAGAAUAUCAAUGCCAUUACAACGAGAAUUAAUUGUUGAUACAUCUCAAUCAGCAAUGGUUUCAAUAGCAAACACUGAUAAUGAUCCAGUAUCAGGAGAUCUUCUAUCACCAAAUGAUCCUCGACCACCACCAGUCGAUGGUGAUCAGUUAGCAAUGAAAACAACUAAUAAUCAUUUAUCUACCCAACAUCAGAUAUUUGCUAUUGGAGCAUUAUCAUCUCGUGUUUAUAAAUGUACACGUUGUGAACGCUUAGCACCACAUCGAUGGAUAAUUGAACGUCAUAUACGCGCUAAACAUCCGUCGGAUUCAGAUAAUAUGUCAAAUGUUAUAAUUGAAAUAGAAAAGCCAUUGGCAACAUCAACCAGUGGUGAACCAAUGACAGCAACGAAAUCUUCAUCGGCAACAUCUGAUCAAGAUUCUUUAACUUCAACAAUACCAAAAGCUUUUUCAUGUUCAGCAUGUUCAAUUCAAUCUUAUCAUUUAUGGGUUAUUCUUCGACAUAUUCGAAAUGUUCAUCAUACUGAUGGGUCAAAUGCAAAAAUUAUUGAUAAUAUUAAUAAUCAAAUCAUAGAAGAUAGUGAUGAUCUUGAAUCAGAUACACCUGUUCAUAAUAUAUCGUCAAAUACAAUGACAAUAACGUCAAAUUCUAAUGAUGAUCAUAAUAAUAAUAAUAAUAAUAGCAACAAUAAGUAUAAUGAUGAUAAAGAUGAAACAAAAACUCAACAAAAUAGUUUGAAUAAUGAAGAAAUGCUUACACGUUUAAUAAAUACAGCUAUGACAGCAAGAAAAAUGAAUGCUCCAAAUUCAUUUUUAGAAAAUUUACCUACAUCAUUAAUGAAUAAUAAUGUUGCUGCAACACUUGCUACUCUUCUUGGACAAUUAACUAGUAAGCAAUUAACUCAACAACAACAACAACAACAACAACAACAACAACAACAACAACAACAGUGUCAAGGUGAAAAAGCACCAUUAGCUAAACGAUAUAAAUGCUCACUUUGUUCACACAUAUCUGCUUGGGGAGGCAAUGUUAAAAAGCAUUUGAAACGGAUGCAUACAGGUGAUGAUGGAGGUUAUGUGAUUGAUCUUGGUGUUGAAUUAGCCAAUAGUGGUGCUCACUUAUCGACACAAUUAUCAUUGAUGUCAAAUACAGAAGAACUGGAUGAAGUAGACGAAAAACCAAUGGUUAGUAUGAAUACAACGAAAAUACGACCAACAAAUGGGAAUGGCUAUCAAUUAUACCAAGACUUUUAUCAGCAGUCAUCUGAAAUAGUCAAUACAAAACUAAAAGAUAUUGAUAAUUCUCCUUCAUUUGCUCCAAUGUCAUCAACUAAUUCUUUUCAAUCAACACGACCAGAACGUCUAUAUGGAUGUUCUGUAUGUUCAUUUGAAUGUACCAAUCCAACAAAUAUUCAUCGUCAUGUUGAACUUCAUUCUGGUGAUGAUGGUGGUGGUUUUCAGUGUUCACAAUGUUUUUUCUUAUCAAAAUGGCGAGCAAGUAUACGUAAACAUAUGAUAUCAGCACAUGGUAGUAGUUUAGCUUCAUUAACAAAUGUUCUCGAACCAUUGACACUUGUCAAAUCUCAUGAUGCUACUGUUAUUGUUAAAAAAUGGUUAAUACAUGAAAAUGGUAUUAAACAUGAAGAUGAUCCAAAUAAUAAUAAUACACAUACAAUGGAUGCAUCCAUAUAUUAUUGUUCAUUAUGUCCAUAUACAAAUAAUAGUCGUUUAUCAUUUGAACAACAUGUUAUACAUCAUAGUUUACCUAAAACGAAUGCAAAUGUUUAUACAUGUACAUUUUGUACGUUUAAUAGCUAUGAACAAGAUUCUUUUGAAGAUCAUCAAAUAUUACAUAUUAUGAAAGAAGAUUUUCAACAAGAUGCAACAGCUAAUACUCUGGAAAACACAGUUAUUUAA